AUGCAAACAGACUUGCUUACUCGCCAGGGGCCGUUGGCUCAAGUUUGGUUGGCGUCAAAUUACGACAAAAAACUCUCAAAACAACAAUUGCUUAAGACAAACCUUGUGACUUCCUCUGAGUUCAUCUCAAGGCAUCCUAUCCAGCCUUCAGCUUCCAGAACAGACAGUGCACAGCCCAUUACUUUGAGACUUUCCGGGCACUUACUUUUGGGAAUUGUUCGUAUCUAUUCCCGCAAGACAAAGUACCUAUUGGACGAUGUGAACGAAGUGUUGCAUAAAUUGAGAAACUCAUUUAAGUUUGCCUCAGGAGCAACCUUGGGCACCAGUGCCGCGUCUGUGAACUUGCCUCCUCAGCAGACAACCCUCUCAAAUAUCAACAGAGUGUUGUUGCAUGAUCAGGUGACCGACUUGAACCUUUUGUACCAGGACGAUUUAGACUUAGACGAUCACGAAGCCGAAAAACCUGUUGAGAGACUACUUCAGCAAAUGGGCGACAAGUCAGCUUCACCGGAUGAAGAGCUUGACAUUGAUAGGUCGAUUGAGGUGGGUCGUGGACUAAUUGACCAAAGCUUUGACCAAGACUUGGAUUUUGACCUAGACAUGGACUUAGAUACUUCGAUAGAACAAGGAAGAGAUGCACAGUUGCCCAUGGCUGACAGAGAGCAGUCAUUACUAGACAUUGCGCCCAAAUCAGCACAGGCCCAGGAUCAGCCGCUUGAUUUUGAUUUGGGUGAACCGUUAGAGACAGUAUCAGAACUACAGGCACAAACCUCCACCACAGAACCCGAAAGCAGACAAAGACGCAGGCUCGUUGGCGUCAGUGAGGAUGGGAUUGUGAGAACUACCAAAAGAAAAUUGAUCGUUGACUCUCCCCAAGAACUCGAAAGAGGGCUCCCGAUAGAGGUGUUGCGUAGUAUUCAACAUCUUCAAACGUAUGGAGGGUUCACGAACGAACACUUGACACUCAAUCUAUCCAAAGCACAGAAACUCGAGCUUAUUAAGGAGCUUGCUCAGCCUAGUGUGACGAAGCGCAGAAAGAUUUGGAAUCUUGACAAUGAACUAAGACGCCGUGCCGACGAGCUUUCAGCCGAAGAACAGAAGGUUGCACAGGAACGCGAAGAGUAUGACUAUGAUCUAGACUUUGACUUAUCUAUGCCAAGUCUCGAAGCAGAUGACUCUCUGCCAUCUCUGGAAGAGACCGUUGAAGAUGGCAGCUUGAGCAAUGUCAAGACUACUACACAAGUCGCGUCGCAUCUCAGAAACGUUUUUCUAGACGAACCAACUGCCUCAUUGGACGAUCUUAUCAAUAAAGACCUAGUCAUUGAAGACUCCGACGAUGUUCCCUUGGGUUUGGUUAACAAGUCGGAUACUAGCAUCGAAGUUAGCAGACGCAGAGAAGCUACGAAAUGCUUCUUUGAGACACUUGUUCUUGCAACACAUAAUUGCAUUUCUCUAGACCAGAAACAGUCCGAAGCAACUGACAUUGGAGGACCAAUCACUAUAAGACCUCUUGAUGAUCUUGCUGCCAAAUUUUUGUAA
Messenger RNA from Candidozyma auris, 1539 nucleotides. It is a transcript of the gene MCD1, whose product is annotated as kleisin alpha. NCBI's taxonomy places the organism in Eukaryota, Fungi, Ascomycota, Pichiomycetes, Serinales, Metschnikowiaceae. Gene Ontology annotation, cellular component: cohesin complex; synaptonemal complex. The coding region runs from base 1 to 1539 and encodes 512 amino acids. The transcript has a single exon. The record is from RefSeq and is a predicted model, not a curated record. Gene Ontology annotation, molecular function: protein binding; chromatin binding. Gene Ontology annotation, biological process: replication-born double-strand break repair via sister chromatid exchange; synaptonemal complex assembly; mitotic sister chromatid cohesion.